GUACAAACCCGAUCCUAUUUUCAAUGAGAACUCUCCAGUUUAGAAGAUAGAUAACUGCUUUUGUUUAUUUCCGAUAAAUCGACAUGCCGGGUGAAGAAGCAUCAGAAGAAAAAGAUAGAUCUAUUCAGCAUACAGCAGCACUAAGUUUUGGGUUCAUAUGUCUCAUAAUUGGAAUACCAUUGUGGUGGAAAACGACAGAGGUGUACCGGGUCAAUCUGCCCUACUCGGAUAUAGCGGACCUAUCGAAUACUAAGUUUCAGUUUACCAUUGACAUUGAUGUGGUUAAUUUGGAGAAGUCAUGGACCGACAAAGAUCUGACAGAUUUGUCCAAGCUAUUGAAGGCAAACUUAGCUGAUGACAGGAAAGUUGGAGCUAUUUUCCCAAAGUACCGAGUGGCAGUCCGACAGGCAGCAGAAAAACAAUCAAGUGACGUUACCUCACUGAAAACAUUAGCAGCACUUGAUGACUAUUUCCAUGGGGAGGAGUCUUCAGUCAACAAAUACCUGAUUGUUUUGAUGCCUGUAAACAAUGCAGUGGUUAAACAGACAACCAUUGGGAACUACAGGGCAGUAUAUUUACCAGCUGGGAAAAGAGAUCUGAAGACAGUUUCAGCUGAGGUUACAGAGAUCCUUCAUAGUGUGUUGGUCAGAGAGGAUGCAUUGCUGAAGUCCUUCCAGAAUUUUCUGGGUGCCAGAGAACCAAAGGAUAAAGCAAGUAUGAGAUCUCUUAGCUAUCACCAAGGCUAUGACGUAUUGUUCACCUUAGUGAACCCCCAGCCCGAUAUCCUGGAUAUUGAUUGGUCAAUCAAGGAGGCAGUGGAAGCUUACCUGAGUCCUAUGGUCAAGCAGCUCUCAGACUACAUCAAUCUAGAUAUCAAGUCACAGAUGUUAUUUUUCACCGGCCUCAGAAGAAAACCACACAAGGACAAAAAGAACUCAGGAUUCUACUAUGAAGAGACAGAUUUACCACACACCAUUAAUCCUUUGGAAGCCAAUCUAGGGUCACAUGCCUCCAAUAAUCCCAUGCUGAACUUCAUUGUAUACGUACCUAGCAGGGACCAGCACCCUUUACACAUUGUCCUUAAAAAUGGUGAGAAGGUGAAGACCAACUCCUUUUUGAGCCCCCAAUGGGGAGGGAUUGUGGUCCAGAACCUGCCCUCACCCCCUCCCAACUCCAGCCUCCCUGUCAGAGUGGCGGUGGACAUGAAGACAGUCAUGGAGGUGUUCCUAACUCAGCUCAGACUCCUCAUGGACUUCAACAUUCAGGUCAAGAAAGACCUACAAGUCAGAGAAGUAGGAAAUGACGUAAUUAGAGAAUGGGAGCUGGAUAAUUGGCUGAGGAAGAAAUGUCUGGAGAACUUGGCCACCUCUAUAUCCACACUGCAGUCCCUGACCGCGCUCCUGGAAGGAAUCAGCAAUAUUGUCAUACAGGAUGACAUAGGACAGCAGGUGGAAAAUGCAGUGACUGGGAUAAAAGAGGCCCACAGACACCUGUCCAGUGGGCAGAUAGCCCGGGCUUUUACCCAGUCCCGGAAGGCCCUGGCCUCAUCAGAGAAAGCUUUCUUCGAUCCGUCCCUCCUAGAACUGCUGUAUUUUCCAGAAGAUCAAAAAUUUGCCAUCUAUAUUCCUCUUUUCCUACCCAUUGGCCUACCAAUUCUGGGAUCAUUAUUCAAAGCCAUCAAGUGGAUUAAGUCCAAGAGGAAACAGAAACCAAAGACUGAAUGAUUUAUUAUUUUCCUGAUCUACAUACAUGCAUGAAGUUUUUUCAUUCAAAUACUUUUAUUUUCA
This is a messenger RNA of Magallana angulata, 1787 nucleotides long. RefSeq names its product GPI transamidase component PIG-S-like. Lineage: Eukaryota; Metazoa; Mollusca; Bivalvia; Ostreida; Ostreidae. Gene Ontology annotation, cellular component: GPI-anchor transamidase complex. The transcript has 16 exons. The coding region runs from base 84 to 1724 and encodes 546 amino acids. The record is from RefSeq and is a predicted model, not a curated record. Gene Ontology annotation, biological process: attachment of GPI anchor to protein.